This is a messenger RNA of Histoplasma capsulatum G186AR, 3260 nucleotides long. RefSeq names its product GabA permease. Gene Ontology annotation, biological process: transmembrane transport. NCBI's taxonomy places the organism in Eukaryota, Fungi, Ascomycota, Eurotiomycetes, Onygenales, Ajellomycetaceae. Gene Ontology annotation, cellular component: membrane. Bases 1 to 2826 code for a protein of 941 amino acids. Gene Ontology annotation, molecular function: arylformamidase activity; transmembrane transporter activity. The transcript has 11 exons. The record is from RefSeq and is a predicted model, not a curated record.
AUGGAGGAUGGACCAGCCGGUCAUGGAGAGCCUCUUGGACGGGGCUCGGCAGAUGCGAAGGCAGAUGCUGCGCUGGAGAAAAUGGGUUACAAAGGGGAGCUGCCGCGACAUCUGGGCAUGAUGAGUGUGUUGGGACUGUCCUUUGCUAUCAUGGCCGCUCCUUUCGGUCUAAGUACAACACUCUAUGUCACCCUGACAGAUGGACUCAGCGUCACAAUCCUCUGGGGCUGGGUGCUGGUCACGCUCAUCUCCAUCGCAAUCGCGGCGUCUCUGGCCGAAAUUUGCUCAGUUUAUCCUACAGCCGGCGGAGUAUACUAUUGGAGCGCAAUGUUGUCUACAAAAGAAUGGGCGCCGUUGAUGUCAUUUAUCGAUGGUUGGCUGACCCUAGUGGGCAACUGGACUGUCACGCUCAGCAUCAAUUUUUCAGGAGGCCAGUUGAUUCUCAGCGCAAUUUCGCUGUGGAGAGAGGAUUUUGUUCCCAAUCAAUGGCAGACGAUCUUGAUGUUCUGGGCUGUGAUGAUGGUUUGUGCUUUGGUAAAUGUAUUUGGGGCGAAGUAUCUUGACAUUAUCAACAAAGUCUGUAUAUACUGGACCGCAGCAAGUGUUGUGAUCAUUAUGGUUACUUUAUUGUCCCUGGCGAAACAAAGGAACCAUGCCAGUUUCGUGUUUGGACACUUUGACGCUUCGACGAGCGGCUGGCCGAGCGGCUGGGCUUUCUUCGUCGGCUUACUCCAAGCUGCAUACACCCUGACUGGCUAUGGGAUGGUAGCCGCAAUGUGCGAAGAGACCCAAAACCCGCACCGCGAAGUGCCUAAAGCCAUUGUGCUAUCUGUUGUAGCAGCUGGUAUCACCGGCCUAUCAUACAUACUCCCAGUCCUCUUUGUGCUCCCGCCCGUCGAGCUGCUGCGAGCAGUCGCCAACGGCCAACCAAUCGGCCUCCUCUUCAAGACUGUGACCGGCUCCGCUGCCGGUGGCUUUGGCCUGCUCUUUCUCAUCCUGGGCAUCCAACUCUUUGCCGGAAUUGGCGCCCUAACUGCCGCGAGCCGCUGCACGUACGCAUUUGCGCGCGAUGGCGCCAUACCUGGCUCCAGACUGUGGCGCAGAGUUAGUAGGCGUUUCGACGUGCCGCUCUGGGGUCUGAUAUUGUCUACCCUUGUCGAUUGCCUGCUGGGCCUGAUAUAUUUUGGCUCCAGCGCGGCGUUUAACUCUUUCACGGGUGUCGCAACCAUUUGUCUCUCGGCCUCAUAUGGCGUGCCGAUUCUCGUCUCCGUCGUCCGCGGGCGGCGGAAUGUGAGAAACGCACCCUUUUCGUUGGGGAAGUUCGGCUACACUAUCAAUAUGAUAGCGGUAUCGUGGAUUACGCUGGCCAUUGCGCUGUUUUGCAUGCCAAUCUCCUUACCUGUGACGCCGUCGACGAUGAAUUAUGCGAGCGUGGUGUUUGCUGGGUUUGGGACGAUCAGUGUCGUUUGGUAUUUUGUGCGGGCGCGCAAGGCAUUUACGGGCCCGCCUAUUAUAUUGGAGGAUGAGGACGCGAGGAAGAGCGCGGAUGUUCAGAUUCUAUCGUUGUGUCCUUUAGGCGUUCUAUACCAUCUAAUUGUCCUGCACGCUUUAUGUAUGAUAUAUGAUGAUGGAUAUAAACUGUGCCUCAAGCAACCGUCUCAAACUGCAUUCGGACAUUUAUCUUGGGUCCAUUGCGCCACACACGACCACACUCCGAUUUUAAGCUCCGAAUUGACACCUGCAGAGGAGCUGGAUCGUUCCACGACCGGCAUCGUGCUACCACGAAGUUUUAUAUCCCGACCGACGGGGCGUUUCCAGAAAAGGGUUGCCUCUGUGUUCCGUAUGAGCGUCUGUGUCCAAAAUUCCCCCUUUGGGAAACUCGAGUCCCAUUAUUGUGCGCUUUGCCUACGCCGAUUUUCGGUCCCUCAAUCGCUUGCUUUCAAGCUUGAGCGGCUUGAUCGGACCUCGGAUCGCUUCAAGCUCAUAGUUCAUAGCUUUGUUCGAGUAUGUGGCUCGAUGGAAAAAGUCUAUUUGGAGAUACCUAGGCAAGCUGUCGCUUGUUACUUGUCAAAGGAUCCGCUGCGUGCGGGGGAGGAUGGAGCUGCGCCUUUGUUCCCCCGGUGUGUGAUACCGGCGGCUCCCGCCGCAGCUCUAGAGGCUAGAGAGAAACACUACGUUGCUACCUCUGUUUCACACUCCAUGCUGCGUUCUGGUCUCAUCCCCCGUUUCCCCUGCUCCAGGUUAAGCAUAAUGUCUUCCAUUAGACAGCGAGCUGCCCAGUUUGCUGGAAUGUUCAGCAGUCCAAAGUCUCCCGAUGAGCUUCCCUGGGACGCUGAGAAUACAAAACUUCCUCUCCGCAAGGACCUGCCAAAAAUUCCAGAUGCUCCUGAGGGUGCAGCUUGGGUUUGGGGCAAAAAUGACAACUUUGCUCACAUCUCAUCCCAAACAUUCUACAACGGGGAGCGCACAAGGCUCGCCCUGCGCGGACAUGGUUCGGGCGAUGACAAUACUGAGUCAGGUGAGGAGGAGGAGGAGUAUGCGGGAGUGGCGCAAGAGGAGGCCGUGCUUGACUGGUUGCAUGACUGUUAUUUUGCGGCCGUGGCUGGAGAUGCGCCUGCGUUCGAGCGCUGGCCCACAACUGCCGAGUACUACCUACACGAACACAUUCUAGCGCUGUGGGGAAUGCCGCUGGGUGAGAUGUGGAAUUUGGAGGCGCUGGCAAAGGUGUGUCGUGAGAAGGGAAGGUAUUUUUUCUUCGUGACUAGUGCCCCUGCAAAUGUGAAAGGUGGCGUGGGUUCCCACGCAAACGCAACCGCGAUCUUCUAACUUGAUAUAGGAGAGUGUAAUAAUGGAAAGAGGAACAAUGAAGGUCAAGUGAUGUAAGCAUGGCGAUGCGGAGUUGAAUUCAUGUUUCCCCAAUAAGGGUGGUGGUCGUUCUUAUUUUCCCAUACGAAAUACGUUAGUUGUGACAUGCAUAUCGGUUAAUUUUAUGCAAGGGGCGUAUUUUCCAGUCUUUAUUUGCAUUUGCAUCUGGCCCGGUGGUUGAGAUUUGCAGUCUGCGUCCAUACAUGUUGUGAAUAUUGAUUGAUUGUGGCCUCCUCUCGUUCUUUUUGUUUCUAUUAACGCAAAUUGAAAAUAGCAACGUCGCAAUUGAUUCUGAUCAAUCCGGGCUUUUCAAAGUGGGUGUUGGUGGUUCUUAUUAUUCUUAUAACUACGUGAAAGAUUCCCAAAAUCAAACACCCAUAUUCCAUGAUAAUAAC